AAAUACUUCAAACAUAAAGAAUACCUGGUGGGAGAAAAUGCCAAAGGCACUGUACUUCCCCAAGGAGCCCACAGUUUCACGUUUGAGCUUAAAUUCCCACAGGGGGACUUUCCGUCAUCCUUCAAAGGGGAAUAUGGAAAGAUCGUCUACAUCCUUGAAGCAAAGAUGUCGAGGAGCUGGCGAAUGGCCUCGAACGCACAGAAAGAGCUCAAAUUUGUGUCCAAGUCCUUUUCCCUCCCUGGCCAAGUAGCGUGUCCUCAAUCUGGUUCAGUGGAUAAAAAUGUUGGGGUUUUCUCCAAAGAAAAGGUCCGAAUGUCUGCUACCAUUGACAAAAACAUUUGCUCUCCAGGUGACACUUUAUUUGUUGUUGCCACAAUCAGCAACUCCUCUUCCAAAACAAUGAGGGCCAAAUUCAAUUUACUGCAGACAGCAGUGUACCGCGCCAGUGGCUCCACUACUUCCAGUGAGAUAAGUCUGUGCAAAAUGGCUGGGGACAAUAUCCCACUGAACUCUGAGGAAACUGUCUCCUGCCAACUGAAGGUUCCUGACGAUGCCAUCUACACUCUCCAUAAUUGUGAAAUCCUCUCAGUUGACUAUUGCGUCAAGGUGUAUUUGGACAUUAGUUUCGCCAUUGACCCAGAGGUGGUAUUUCCACUGAACAUCGUUCCUUCUGGCUUUGCUAACCUUCACCCUGGUCAGGCUAUGGGCCCUUACCCAGCUGGGGCUGUUGGGGCCCCAAGUUACAGUGACUUCCCUCCCCCUGCCUUCCCUACUGGUCCAUAUCCUAUGCCCACAGGUCCAGGUACUUAUGGAUACCCAGCACCAAAUCCCACUCAACAUCUGAACCCAACAAGUGGCUACAAUCAGUGGCCACAACAGCCUGCUCCGUAUGGCUAUCCAAAUGCAGCUUUCCCACCAGUGCCGUAUCAAGCCCCUACUGCUCCACCUAUGUUUCAACAGGGAGAACAACCUCCAAAUUAUAUGUCCCUUUUCCCCCCUUCUAAUGGCACUUUCAAUACGACUGGGUCAGAUCACAAAAGCUGAGCUUCAAAAGGGAACACGAAUGGGGUGGAGAGAUUCACCUGUCAGUGCACAGCGGAGGAGUUUAGAGAAGGGGAAGUCAUAUAAUGGCUGGGUGUGUUCUGUUCACAUCCUUUGUCUGACUCCAUGCUGCCACACACCAGUAUGUUUGUCCAUAAUGAUUCUGUCAAUUUAUUUUCAAUAACUUAUUGUUUAUAUCCUUUGAAUUAUAUAUGCAAUGCAUCCUAAUUAAAAUGUAGCGUAUGUAUCUGACUUCCUAAUAGAUCAUGAUGUUUUGUUUUGCAGCUGUUUGACAUAUCGACCUCUAAGUAAGGCACAGUUAUAUGGAAGCACAUUAUGCACUAUGCUGGAUCCACUUAGUGUAGGCCUACUUACCUGUGAGAUAAAGCUGACACCUGUAAGUAAGAAAAACUGUUUAAAUUUAGAGCAGAAAGUGGUCGUAUAUUUUGUCGUCCUGUAUUGACUUUCUACAAGAAUGAUCCUGGUGAAGGCUUGAAAGUUCUUAACCUUAGUGGAUGCAUUAAAGUCCGCGUGAAACGGAGACAGAGAGCUAUUUGCUUCUGCACAUUUAUGUAUUUACUGUAAGAACAGGCAGCUGUGCAAAGAAAUUAAGUUUUUGUUAUUUUCUUAGCAUACAUUGUUAAAUAGGGGUACAAUAUAACUGAGGAUGCAGUCUUAAAGGGUUAAUAUGACAUUUUUCAUUGCACCUGGACUUUAAUAAUGGAAGCUAACUUAUGUACUUUUGUUUAUUAUUCUUAGUUUUGGUGUCAGUUAAUCAAGGAAAUGUAUGUAUGUAUUUGUUUAUGCAUGGCAAUAUGUUUGUUAUUGUACAAAAAGCAUUUAUUCCUCCAUCCAUUCAUCUACCCACUACUUCACUUAAUAAAUGAUUAAGCGGC
This is a messenger RNA of Dicentrarchus labrax (European seabass), 1937 nucleotides long. RefSeq names its product arrestin domain-containing protein 2. The annotation marks the transcript as partial. The transcript is spliced from 7 exons. The record is from RefSeq and is a predicted model, not a curated record. Gene Ontology annotation, cellular component: plasma membrane; cytoplasm. NCBI's taxonomy places the organism in Eukaryota, Metazoa, Chordata, Actinopteri, Moronidae. Gene Ontology annotation, biological process: protein transport.